Messenger RNA from Daphnia magna, 2259 nucleotides. RefSeq lists its product as uncharacterized. The record is from RefSeq and is a predicted model, not a curated record. Lineage: Eukaryota; Metazoa; Arthropoda; Branchiopoda; Diplostraca; Daphniidae.
AUGGCACCGCGUCGUCAAUUGACUGAUGCUAAAAAAGCAGAAAAAAAUAGGAAACAAAGAGAAAGAAGAGCACAGGAAGACCCGCAGACGAAGGCGAAGCGGAAUGAAGAAAAUAGAGCCAGAGCAACUUAUGUUCGCGAAAACAAGAAAAGAGCGCUACAACAAGAACCAAUUCAAGGUGGGGCAAGAGAAAAUGCAGACGAAGUUACUGAACCUGCUAAGAGACAAUGUCAAACCGCAACUGAAGACGACAGACGAGCAAGAUUGGAAACUGAGUCCGCCAAGCGAAGGGACUGCCGAGCUAGAGAGUCUGAAGAGGUAUAUCAAGUUCGACUAAGGGACCAAGCGUUGCGACAGCAAUCUCUGCGUGUCGAAGAAAACGAAGAAGAGAGAAGAGUUAGACAAAUAAGAGAUAUCGAGCGCCAUCGAGCUAAACGUAUUGAAGAGACAGCAGAAGAAAGGACUUUGCUUGCAGUGGCUGACAGAUUGCGUCAUCAGAUGUAUCUGGUUGAAGAAACGGAAGAAGAGGCGGAAAUACGUAGGGAACUUAACAGGGAACAAACAGCCAACUACAGAGCGGCAGAGAUAGAAGAAGAAAGAGAAGAAAGACGAGAAGAGAGUCAAUCUCGAAUGGAAUGUUUGCGAGAAGAGAGAGAGGAAGACGAGGAAUUACUUCGUGCCAUGAAUGCAUUGGAACAUGCUGAAAUUAUACCAUUGGAAACUGAAGAGGAGCGCACUUUUCGCGAAGAGCUAUUGGCUGCCCGCAACCGUGCGGGAGUGCCAAGAACUCAUAGAGCGGCUUGCAAAACAUUGGCUUCCGAAGACCGAGUUCCAUUGCACGAUUGUGGAAAAAUGACCGUCAAUUGCGGCGAAUGUAAUGCCAGGCAUUUCAAGAGUGAACAAGCGACAGACAAGAAAUUCACCCAAUGCUGCGCAAAAGGAAAGGUGAUUCUCCCACCUCCAAAAGAGUGCCCUCAACCGCUGGUUAAACUAUUGCAGAAUGACCAUCCAAAGGCGAAAGCGUUUAUGACGAAGAUCCGCAAUUACAACAGCGCUCACGCUUUUGCUUCGUUGGGAGCCAAUAUUUCAUCUCCCCCAGGGCGUGGACCUUAUUGUUUCAGAAUCCACGGUCAAGUGUACCACAACACCACAACCGUCGGCCCCCAUACGAAUAAUUCUAGGUAUGCGGAUCAUUAUUUCAUGGACGCUGCGCAGGCUGGCGAGUUCAGAGCGCUUUCCACCUCAAACGGAGGAUGCUGCAGAAACUUGAUGGAGGAAUUGGGCGCAAUGCCCCGAGAAAAGAAUCCGUACGCAGCCAUUUACAAGAUGAUGCGUCAAGUGCUUGAAGAAGAGUACCGUCGAGCCCAAGAUGAGAAUCUACCGCACCAAACAAUAGGAAUGAUCAUCAGCAGUGAUCGAAGAAAUCUAGAUCAGAGACGUUACAACAGCCCGACGACAAACGAGAUUGCUGUGAUUUUCAAAAGCGCAAACGGUGAGCCGCCAGCAAAGAGAGAUAUCCGUGGCCAUCUCUUCAUCCCAGUCAGAGGGAGAACAUUCGUUCAGAUUGACACACAACAGCCCAUGUGCGACCCAAUGACUUACCCUUUGCUCUUCCCAAACUUUGACGAUGGCUGGCAUGUAAACAUGCCUUAUACCACCACUACACGACGUGAAAGAGAGGAAGCAGCAGCACGGGCAAUGGAUGUGGAUGAAGAGGAAGAGAUUGAUCUCCCUAGACUUGAUGAGAUGCUGCGGCUAGAAAAAGCACCAGUAGAAAACCUUAGCGGUGAGGAAGAGCUGGUGGAAGAACCAGAACCGGAACCAAAGGAGCAAAUGGAUGACGACGAUAACGAUCCCCAUCGAUUGAAUCGGGGCGAAGGAAGACGAAAAAGGAUCACGCAGUGCGAAUUUUACAGCUUUCUCAUGUCGAUUCGGGAAUAUUUCAACAACGUCUUGGCCGGCGGAUCACUCACUCAGCAAUGGACGGUCGAUUCUUACGUCAAGAUUGAAGCCAACCGCGUCAAGUACAUAUGCGAACAUCAGGCGGAGCUUCACGUGGCUCAAUACGACGGUCUCUUGGACUACUUGCAUAAUCGCGCCGAACGAGAAAACCUUACGGUCGGAUCUUAUCACGUCCUCCCAUCGAGUUUCAUCGGAAGCCCAAGGGCGAUGAAGCAAGCGUACCAAGAUGCAAUGGCCAUCUGUGGUAAAUUCGGCAAGCCAGUAUUCUUCCUGACUUUCACCUGCAACCCAAAGUAG